CUUGAAUGGACUCGUCCAAAUUCUUCAACAAUGUCAUAAAUAUACGAUGAUUAUAUCAGUAUAUAAGUUGUGAAUUGUCCAGGACAGAAAUAGAAUGGGUAAACGUAAAAGAAUUUCCAAAGAUGGAAUAAACAAUACGGAAUUAAUCAUACCACUUAAUUUACCAUCAGCCGAUGUUGUUACUGAUCACGACUUGCCACAACCACCUGACAGAGCUGCAUGGGACUCCAAAUUGCAGUAUUUCUUUAUGGUGAUAUCAUAUGCGGUUGGAUUAGGAAAUGUUUGGAGAUUUCCGUAUUUGACACAGCAGCAUGGUGGGGGUGCCUUUCUCAUUCCUUACUUCGUCAUGUUAUUUGUGGAGGGAAUGCCCUUGCUAUAUUUAGAACUUGCGAUUGGGCAGAAGAUGCGAACCGGAAGUAUGGGCGUGUGGAACCGGAUUCACCCUUUAAUGGGGGGUGUCGGUGUGGCUAGUUGUGUAACAUCAUUUACGGUGGCCUUGUAUUAUAAUGCUAUCAUCAUGUGGUGUUUUUACUACCUUUUCCAUUCCUUCCAAAGUCCGUUACCAUGGGCAACGUGUCCCAUGACAACAAUAGCGCCAAAUCACACGAUUCCAGUACCUGAGUGCGAUAUUGCUGGACCUACGUCAUAUUUCUGGUACCGUAAGGCGUUAGUGAUUUCACCGGGUAUUGAUGAAAUUGGUGGUAUCAACUGGAAGAUGUUGCUAUGUCUGGUAUUUGCCUGGUUGGUCGUAUUUGGGUGUAUAUGUAGAGGUAUCAAGAGCUCUGGAAAGGUUGUCUACUUCACUGCUACCUUUCCAUAUAUUGUACUAACCAUAUUUUUCAUCAGAGGAAUCACAUUAAAGGGAGCCACAGAUGGUUUAGUUCACAUGUUUACGCCAAAGUUAGAAAAAUUAUAUGAUCCACAAUGCUGGUUAGAUGCUGCUACACAAAUCUUCUAUUCUUUUGGUCUGGCAUUUGGUGGUUUGAUUGCCUUUUCAAGUUAUAAUCCGUCCAACAACAAUUUUCAAAGAGACGCCAUAUUGGUUUCUUUGUGUAAUUGGUUUACCGCCAUUUAUGCCUGUGCUGUCAUCUUUGCUAUUCUUGGAUUUAAGGCAACUUUGAUGUUUGAAAACUGUUUAGAUCAUAAUAUAGAUGUAUUAUUAGAUGUUUAUACAUCUUAUAAUAAAACCACAUUAUCUCACAACGUGUAUUUAGAACAAUUCUCUAAUAAUUUAUCUUCUAUAAGUAAUUCUACUGGAAAAGUUUUUAGACAUUGUAAUCUUCAAGAUGAUCUUGAUAAGGGCGCCGAGGGAACCGGUUUAGCGUUCAUCAUCUUUACACAAGCAAUAAAUGAAUUUGGACCAUCUGCGCCGUUCUGGUCGUUUGUGUUCUUCCUAAUGUUACUAUCUCUUGGUUUAGGGAGUGAGUUUGGUACAAUAGAGGGUGUUGCUACAUCACUAUAUGAUCUCCAGUUGUUUCCAUGGAUGAAAAGAAGGUGGCUCGUAUCAGCUGUUUUAUGUGGAUUAAGUUGUUUUGUGGGAAUUCUAUUUGUGUUAGGAUCUGGGGCCUAUUGGGUGGCGCUAUUCGAUGCAUUUGCUGGAUCCUUUCCGCUUAUCCUAAUUGCUUUAGCUGAAACAAUUGGUAUCACUUAUGUUUAUGGUUUAGACAAGUUUGCACAUGACGUAGAAAUGAUGAUAGGGUUCCGACCAAACUUUUACUGGAGAAUAGUAUGGAGGGUGAUUUCUCCUUUACUUAUGGCGUGUUUAUUAAUAGCAACUUUAUUUAGUAAAUUCAGUAAACCAAUAGUAUAUUUCGCCUAUAAUAAAAUAAAUGCUGAGCUGGAACCCAAAUUGUAUCCAUGGUAUGCUGGAGUAAUGUGUGCUGUUCUAGUAUUAUUUUCUAUAAUGUGGAUGCCUGGAAUCGCUUUACUCAAGAAGUUUGGUAUUAUUUCUUAUGACCAGGCAAAGGCCUCAGCUGCAAAUACUGGUGGCCAUACAAGUUCUACAACAGCGUUUGUGCGUUCUGGUAUUACUAUUAAUGAAGAAAAUGAUUCUGGACAUAAUUCUGAUGCUGAUGAAGUGCCUUUUAUAGAUGAAACUAUAACACUGCCAAUUGACCCCAAAAACUUUUUUAUUGGUGAUGAACAGGAUUCAGAAUCAAUAGUUUAAACACAUCUUUUAUUAUUUGAACAUCACACAAUUAUAUAGUGCUUUAAGUGACAUAAUUAAAAAGAUAUGAUAAUAAAAUUUAUAAAAUACCGAUUUGUAAACCUUUACAUCUUAAUUUAUCACACAUCACCUGUUAGAUCAAAUCAAAUUUGUCACUGCCGACGACCACCAAAAAUAAUAACAAUCUUGAUAAGAAUAUGAUAUAUUUAAUACAUUAACAAUAAUACACAACACUAGAAUAACUACCAGUUUGCAAAAACGCAAUUUGGGUUACAUUAAGUGCUCAAGAAAAAAUAUGAUUUGUAUGUCAAUGGAAUGCUGGAAUUGUGUGAAUUUAGUUCCAUGUUAUUUGACAUAAUCUGUCAUUGGUUAUUGCACG
This is a messenger RNA of Patella vulgata (common limpet), 2546 nucleotides long. Its product is annotated as sodium- and chloride-dependent transporter XTRP3. Gene Ontology annotation, biological process: sodium ion transmembrane transport. Bases 95 to 2167 code for a protein of 690 amino acids. The transcript is spliced from 9 exons. NCBI's taxonomy places the organism in Eukaryota, Metazoa, Mollusca, Gastropoda, Patellidae. Gene Ontology annotation, cellular component: membrane. The record is from RefSeq and is a predicted model, not a curated record.